AUGAUGGGUAUAGCUGCAGUUUUCAUUGCGAUGCCAAGCCGAUACGGUCGACCUGUGAUCUGUCGCAAGCUUGUCUAUUCUCGGCCAACAGAUCGUCCGCCACACAUGGAGAUGUGUAAUGACGUGGAAGAUGGACCAUUCGAAACUUCGUAUUGGCCUCAACUGCUGGCUCGACGUUCCGUUAUUCGUUCCGCACUCGUCUCCUCCUUUAUGUUGUUAUCAUAUGAUUGUGAGAAGAGAUGUUUCAUGCGAUAA
Loa loa (African eye worm) is the source of this 255-nucleotide messenger RNA. RefSeq lists its product as hypothetical. The record is from RefSeq and is a predicted model, not a curated record. The transcript has 2 exons. NCBI's taxonomy places the organism in Eukaryota, Metazoa, Nematoda, Chromadorea, Rhabditida, Onchocercidae. Bases 1 to 255 code for a protein of 84 amino acids.